GAUAGCAAAACAGCUGACAUUUGCAGAGUUGCCACCUCGCCAUUAAAAACUAGAGAACUCAUGCUAAGCUUAUUUCUGCAAAAUGGAGGGGCCGCAUCCAAAGGGCAGUUGCGGUACGUGGCGGCACGCCUCCUGUCCACAACAACAACAACGUCAACGCCGACAUCGGAGCACUUUGAUAUCAUCAUCGGAGGCGGCGGUCUAGUCGGCACCACCUUGGCUGCAGCUCUGGCCAAGAAUGACACACUGGCGGACAAGAAGGUGCUGCUCCUGGAGGGCGCUGGCGAAUUUAGGGGCUUCGAUGCCAGUGGUUCGUACCAGAACCGUGUGUCGGCCAUCAACAAGAACUCCAUCGAGCUGUUCAAGUCGAUUGGCGCUUGGUCGCAUAUUGAGGCCGCCCGCUACAAGCCCGUGAAGCAGAUGCAGGUGUGGGAGUCCAACAGCGAUGCGCUCAUCCAGUUCCAGCACGACAACUUUGCCAGCGAUGUGGCCUGCAUCAUCGAGAAUGAUUUGAUCCUCGAUGCGGUCUAUGCACGCGUCCGAGAAGCCGCCAAUGUCCAGGUCCUAAACAAGGCCAGGAUCGAGUGUGUCCGUUUGCCCAAGGAUACAAACGGCAGCCACUCUGAGCUUCAGCUCCAGGAUGGACGCUCCUUCUCAUGCGAACUGCUUAUUGGCGCCGACGGAGCCAACUCGAUUGUGCGCAAGGAAAUGGGCGUCGAUGUCUUCUCGAUGAACUACGAUCGCAUGGGUCUGGUGGCCACUCUGGAGCUGAGCGACGAUGCCUGCGACAACUCUGUGGCCUGGCAGCGCUUCCUGCCCAAUGGACCCGUGGCCCUGCUGCCCCUGAACGAUAAACUCAGUUCCCUGGUGUGGAGCACCACAGUGUCGCAGGCCAAGCAUCUCAAGGACCUGCCCCCGGCGGAGUUUGUGGAUGCCCUGAACGAAGCUUUCUGUCGUCAGUAUGCGCGCGUGGAGCUGGCUGACAAGGCUGUGCAGGCGCUCAACUCCUUCUUCGGCCAGCAAGCCGCCAAACAGCAGCUGCAGUAUCCUCCCCGAGUGUGCGGCGUUAAGGAUGGCUCGCGAGCGACCUUUCCACUGGGCUUUCUGCAUGCCUCCUCGUAUGUGUCCAGUGGUGCCGCACUGGUGGGCGAUGCCGCACAUCGCGUGCAUCCCCUGGCCGGCCAGGGUGUCAAUCUGGGAUUCAGUGAUGUGCGCUACCUUGUGGAGUCUCUGGCCGACGGCGCCUAUGCCGGCUUUAAGCUGGGCGACAAGCAGCAUCUGAUCAAAUACGAACGCAAGUGCCUGGCCAAGAAUGUGCCCAUAAUGCUGGGCGUCCAUGGCUUGCACAAGCUCUACUCCACCGAGUUCAGUCCCGUGGUUCUGCUGCGAAGUCUGGGCGUCCAACUCACACAGAAUUUGCCACCCAUCAAGAACUUGUUCAUGAAGGGGGCCAUGGGUUAAAAAAAAACGGGAAUUUAAAUUUUAAGCGUUUACAGUUUUUAUAGUACGAAAUAAAAUCGAGUUAAUCGA
This is a messenger RNA of Drosophila obscura, 1530 nucleotides long. It is a transcript of the gene Coq6, whose product is annotated as ubiquinone biosynthesis monooxygenase COQ6, mitochondrial. Gene Ontology annotation, cellular component: mitochondrion. Gene Ontology annotation, biological process: ubiquinone biosynthetic process. The transcript is spliced from 2 exons. NCBI's taxonomy places the organism in Eukaryota, Metazoa, Arthropoda, Insecta, Diptera, Drosophilidae. Gene Ontology annotation, molecular function: 2-octaprenyl-6-methoxyphenol hydroxylase activity; FAD binding; oxidoreductase activity, acting on paired donors, with incorporation or reduction of molecular oxygen, NAD(P)H as one donor, and incorporation of one atom of oxygen. The record is from RefSeq and is a predicted model, not a curated record. The coding region runs from base 61 to 1461 and encodes 466 amino acids.